AUGAUGGCUCCCGAGACAGUGGUGACCGUAGACCAUAAUAAACCAACACAGCAACAGGCGCCACCACAGCAGCAACAAGGCGGUGCACUCGACUGGAUCAAAAUCAACGUAGAUUAUUUCAAAACACCGCCCGGUUUAUUAAAAAUCGUUCAGUUGGUUAUAGGUAUUCUGUGUAUGUCCUUGGGGACACCCUGGGCUUCCGCGUGGUAUGUGUUCGUGGCGGUGACAUCUUUCAUCACCACGCUUAUGUGGAGUUUCGUGUACUUCCUCAGCAUCAGAGAAGCUCUGAAGAUACCCAUCAAUUGGACACUAUCUGAACUCAUAAGCACGAGCUUGGAGACAUUCUUCUACCUGGUUGCUUUCAUAGUCAUGUUCACGUCCGUUUAUGGCAAUUAUGGACGUAACGUGGCUGCUGCUGUGUUCGGUAUUUUUAAUACAUUGGCGUACGCGGCUAGCUCGUACUUCUUGUUCCAAGAGCAUAGGAGCAGCGUGGCCAGCGCGGCAGCG
Brenthis ino (lesser marbled fritillary) is the source of this 507-nucleotide messenger RNA. NCBI's taxonomy places the organism in Eukaryota, Metazoa, Arthropoda, Insecta, Lepidoptera, Nymphalidae. The record is from the annotation of a GenBank genome assembly.